ACCGGCGGGUUGUUGCUGUUGCAGAGAGCCGGACUAGAGCAGAACUAACGCGGAAUAACCUGCACCCAAACCCCGGUAGGGUUGACAACCGUCCCUUGAAAGACGGAAUCGUCCCGUAUUUAUAAACUAAAGGAGUUGGGAACCCUAGAGCCCGGAUCCUGACCCGGACUCCGCGGACCGGAGCAGCAUGGCCCCGCUCAGGUUCUGUGCCAACAUCUCGUGGCUGUUCACGGAGCUGCCGGACCUGGGCAGCAGGAUCCAGGCGGCCGCCGCCGCGGGGUUCCGCGCCGUGGAGGCGGCGUGGCCCUACGAGAGCGACCUGCAGCAGCUGCGGGGGGCCGCGGGGGCCGCGGGGGUGGAGGUGGUGCUGCUCAACACGCCGCCAGGGGACCUGCAGGCGGGGGACCUGGGCCUCGGAGCCGUCCCGGGCAGGGAGACGGACUUCAGACGGGGCCUGGACCUGACCCUGGAGUACGCCCGGGCCCUGGGCUGUAAGAGGGUCCACCUGAUGGCCGGACGGGUCCCUGCAGGCGCUCAGAGGGCCGCCGUUGCCUCGGAGAUGGAGGACGUGUUCGUGCAGAACCUCACCUACGCUGCUGACGUCCUGGCAAAGGAGGACAUCACUGGACUGAUAGAGCCCAUCAACACCAGAAUCACAGACCCGCGCUACUUCCUGGACUCUCCUCAGCAGGCGGCGGCCAUCCUGGACAAGGUGGGGAGGACUAACAUCAAGCUGCAGAUGGACCUGUUCCACUGGCAGAUCAUGGGCGGGAACCUGACCCAGAACAUGCACAAGUACUUCCCUCUGAUCGGUCACGUCCAGAUCGCCCAGGUUCCCGGCAGGAACGAGCCCGGCAGUCCGGGAGAGCUGGACUACGGCUACCUGCUGGGCCAGCUGGAGACGCUGGGCUACCAGGGCUACGUGGGCUGCGAGUACAAGCCGCUGGGUUCCACCGAGGACGGUCUGGGCUGGAUCAGAGAGUACUGGGGACGGGGACGGUAGACGCCGCGGCGCGGCCGUCUGGACCAGACACUCGUCACGCUUGUUCCCGCCUCAGCAGGAGCCCACAGGAGACCCGGGGACUCAGAGAGGAUCCAGGCCCGGGACUAGGCCUGGGUUGAAUAAAUCCAUUUUCUGAUUCUAAAUCAAUUCUCAUAUUAAUUCCUAAAAAUGGAUUCGUAUGUCUAAAGAUCGAUUUUUAAAAUUUUUUUAUUUUUAAAUUUAUUUUUUUAUUUUUUCAUUAUUACAACUUUUGGUAUUUUUUUGUUAAUGCCCAAAAAAGGAAUGUUUUGUUGGACAAAAGAAUAACUGGUGCCAUGAUUUUGCCUUUAAAUAUGUUUAAAAGGUAUGAAAACAUUACAGUUUUCAUUUAUAAUUGCAUAAAUUGUCUAUAUUUCAUUACUUUAUAUACUGUCUUGGGGUUACAUUUGCAUAAAAUGCUGAAAAACCAAAUUCUAAAAAAAUUAAAAACCGAAAUAGACCAAAAAUGGAAAAAAUAAAAACGGAAUGUGGGAAAAAAUCUAACUGAUUUCAUCCGUCUCUGUUUCCUCCCUGGAUGUGUUUGGUAAUUCUGACCCACACGAUGUUUCUGUUUCAGUUCUAUCAGCAUUCUGGGAGCUGAUUGGUCCUUACAGCAUCAUUAGCUGCAAUACUUGCUGUUGAAUCUCAAUAUAAUACUAGUAUUAAUAUGUUGCAUAACUACAGUCAUAUCAUUCAUGCAACAGCUGAAAAAACUGUUUUAAUAACACUAACCCAAAUCAAUGUCGGAAUUGAAUAAAAUCGAUUCUGAAUGGGAAUGGAAUGGAUCCCCAGCCGUGGCCGUGACACCUGAAGUCUGAACUGGUCUACGAUGGAAACGCGUUGGUACCAGACCGUGGGCUGCUCUAAACCGCUCCUGGUUCAGUGUCUGAGUUGAUGUCUGCUGGGAACCCACGCGUCAGGUGAAUAAAAUAGUACAAAAACACGUUGUGGUCGUCACCUCAAACAUUCUUAGACUUCGUAAAUCUUAGCAUCUUUUAUUGAGUUAAAAAUACUGACAGUCGUCAGUCUCCGUCUGUACCUGCUUUGUUCUGAGGUUAGUGACAUCAGAGGGGAAACAUUUCUCUUCCGGAGUGACUAUUUACACCCGGGUACAAAUAGCAGCCCCAUCAGCUGAGCUACAGUAGAGCUUUCAUUCUGUCUUGGAAAUUGUCCUAAUUUCUCAAAAUAUCAAAAUCUCUCGCUCAGGUCUGUUUGUUUGUUAGUUGUUAAGUUUUCUACUUAACAAAUAGCAUUACUAAUAGUACUUUUACAAUUAUGUUCUAAUGGACCUUUUGGCUGCUUGUGGGCGGAGCCUAAGGUCUUUCUGUUGCUAGGCAACAUGAAAGGGAACCCCUGCCCUUGGGUGGAGCCUGUGUUCCCCGGUUGCCAGGCAACAUGAACUGAUGACCGACAUGUGACCUCAGCAGUAGUUCUAGUUCUUUAUGACGUCAUCAGUGACAUCACAACAUCUCUGUUGACCUUUUAUGACACAGAACCCAAAAAAAGAAUUUAAAAAUGUGCCCGAGGAACCUGACCUUUGACACUGCAGGGAUAGGAAACCUAUGACACGUGUGUUUGUAAAAAUGUGUGGGAACUCACCAUUUUCUCAAAGCUGUAUGGCUUUUUUAUGGCAAAAUUUGUACUUUUUUUGGUAAGAUUUUUAUGAAUUUUUUCCGUGAAAUUCUAUGACUUGUUCCUGGUUCCAGAAAUUGUGACUUUUUUUUCCAAUAAACUGUAUGACUUUU
This is a messenger RNA of Cololabis saira (Pacific saury), 2766 nucleotides long. It is a transcript of the gene hyi, whose product is annotated as hydroxypyruvate isomerase. Gene Ontology annotation, molecular function: hydroxypyruvate isomerase activity. The record is from RefSeq and is a predicted model, not a curated record. Gene Ontology annotation, biological process: glyoxylate metabolic process. The transcript is spliced from 9 exons. NCBI's taxonomy places the organism in Eukaryota, Metazoa, Chordata, Actinopteri, Beloniformes, Belonidae. Bases 188 to 1003 code for a protein of 271 amino acids.